Molecule: messenger RNA, 1344 nt
Organism: Parnassius apollo (apollo)
Lineage: Eukaryota; Metazoa; Arthropoda; Insecta; Lepidoptera; Papilionidae
Source: the annotation of a GenBank genome assembly
AUGUUCUCUGCGGGCCAUGCAAAAUAUUUACCUAAAACAUCUGGAUUGUGUCAAAAAUUAUUAGAUAAUGAAUUACUUAGUGAAAUUUCAUCUUAUAAAAAUGUAAGUGAAGAAAUUUUUAGAUUAGCCAAAUUUGUGGAUAAAUUUGGCGCUCGGCCCUCGGGUUCUGUAAUAUUGGAAGACUCCAUAGAUUACAUGAUCCAAUUAACACGAGAUGAAGGCAUUAACGAUGUUACUACCGAGGAACUAGAAGUUCCACAUUGGGUCCGAGGUAAUGAAGUUAUAACUAUGCUUAAACCUAGAGUAAAAAAUAUUGAUUUAUUAGGAUUGGGCAGAAGUGUGAGCACACCCGAAGACGGUAUCACCGCAGAGGUCAUAGUUUUCUCAAAUUUUGAACAGUUAGAAGCCACACCUCUGGAAGAUAUAAAAGGAAAAAUUGUACUUUAUGAUCCAGUUUUUACAACAUAUGGUGAGACGGUAGUAUAUAGAUCGAAUGGAGCUACAAAAGCAGCUGAAAAAGGCGCUUCGGCAGCAUUAGUACGAUCGAUUACCCCAUUUUCAAUUAAUUCUCCGCAUACUGGAUCUCAGACAUAUGAUGGCAAUGUAACCAAAAUUCCAACGGCUGCAAUUACUCUUGAAGACGCAGAUUUGAUAAGGAGGUUAUAUAAUCGAGGUGAAACUGUUGUAUUAAACAUAAAAAUGUCUUCAACUUAUGAUACUAAAAUUUCACGAAAUACAAUUAUUGAUUUGAAGGGAAUUGAGAAACCAGAAAAACUUGUAAUUGUCUCUGGCCACAUUGACAGCUGGGAUGUAGGUCAAGGAGCAAUGGACGAUGGAGGUGGUUUACUCAUCAGUUGGGCAGCACCAGUUAUCCUAAACCAUUUGAAUUUGAGACCAAAACGAACUAUUAGAUCAAUAUUUUGGACAGCUGAAGAAUUAGGGCUAAUUGGCGCGUACGCGUACGAAGAAAAGCAUAGAAAUGAAAGUUCAAACAUUAAUUUUAUAAUGGAAUCAGACGAAGGUACAUUUGCCCCUCUUGGAUUAGCAGUGGCUGGUAAUCAAGAAGCUAGGUGCAUUAUUGCCGAAAUUUUAAAUUUAUUUGCAUCCAUAAACGCUUCUACUUUAGUUGAAGAUGACAGCCCUGGGUCUGACAUAAAUGUAAUAAUUCAAACUGGUGUACCUGGUGCCAGUCUUCACAAUGCUAAUGAAAGAUAUUUCUGGUUUCAUCACACUGAUGGAGAUACAAUGAAUGUUGAAGAUCCAAAGGAACUUGAUUUAUGUGCUGCGUUUUGGACUGCGGUCGCGUACAUUAUAGCUGAUCUCUCAGUUGAUAUACCACGAUAA